Messenger RNA from Candidozyma auris, 1188 nucleotides. RefSeq lists its product as uncharacterized. The record is from RefSeq and is a predicted model, not a curated record. The transcript has a single exon. Lineage: Eukaryota; Fungi; Ascomycota; Pichiomycetes; Serinales; Metschnikowiaceae. The coding region runs from base 1 to 1188 and encodes 395 amino acids.
AUGCUUGCUCUGGACAGGCCCCUACAGAACCGCCAAAACUACACGGUGCCAGCGUCGUCGUUGAAGCAGCUGAAGUACGCGUUUAUGUCGAUGCUAUUGCUACGAGUGCUCAAUCUCGAAGACGAACAGACCAUCGUGCUGGGAACGGCGCUGGAAAUGGCGAAGUUGGCCCAAAAGUCCCCCCCAGAGAUACUACCUCAGAUAGCUGUGCCUCCCACCUUGUGGCUCCAAGAAGACGUUGUGUUGCACGAGCUGAAAAUCAAGGUUGCUUUGCUUCGAGAGAUUAACGGUAUGCUUCAAAAGAACGUUCAGUCAUUACUGUCGGAAGAGCUCUUCUUGCUUGACGAUACCACUCUAAUGUACUAUGAGAAACUUUUGAACGCCUACGACUUUCUCAAGUUCAACAAACCGGCGCCUCUGUUCGAUGCUUUUAGAGAAGACGACGAGUACGAGGAUUACGAUGACGACAGCUCAAUGUCAGCUUACCCUUCAUACAUGGACACCAAUCUGGGAAGGACGUCUAUCUCUGAGCUGGCCAGGCCGGGCUCGUUCGCAAGGCUGGUUAGCUCCGGAAGCUACAAGUCUCGCAUGUCGACUCUCUCGAAGGAUUUCAGGAAACUUUCUUUUCUAAAGCUCAACGGUCAUGAAGAUAAGGAGGACACUCCUCCACUGCCGAUUCUGCCCAUAUCGGCACCGCAGAGGUCAAUGCUGGCUACAGCAUUCUCUAGAGACUCACAGGGUUCUCGAGAUUCACUGCUGCACAACCAUCGAGACCAGCUCAAUGCUUUGUUGUCGAAAUCCAAGUUUUACAAUAAGUUGAGGAGAAGAGACUCCACAGCGUCGUACUCUAGUGCAGUAUCGACACCCACAAGUGUGACAAGCAACGCCAGCAAUCCUUCGACAAGAAGAAAAUCAUCCCUGGGCUUUGGUGAUAAGAAACUGAGACAGAGACUUACCGAGUCUCAGAAGCAGGAGAGCCAAAGGAACAAGCUCGACUACUAUGUGCAAGUGAAAGAGCUUGAAGAAAACACCAAGCAACUCGUUGGGUUUUUGGGAAAACCAGGCUCCCGAGCCUCGCUUGUUCGCCUUAUGGACUUUGUCAAGAAUAAUGUUUUUCGUUUGGUGCUCAUUGACGUUUCGUCAAUGAUUGUGGAAUACACCCAUCUAAAAGCGAGUCGGGUGAUUUAA